AUGGAGCGCAGCCCGCACGCGUCGGCGCAUGCGUGUGCGUGCGCGCGCCUCCGGCUCGCUGCGUGCCCACGCCAGCCCGCGCUCGACCACGGAGGCGGGAGUUUGUCCUCGCGAUUGCUCGGCGUGGGGGCGGGGUGCUGGAGAGCCAGGCUGGUGCAGCAGGACUGCGAGCUGUCGGGGCUGACGGGUCCGGCUGAGAUGGAGGCGUGCAGCGGCCGGCCGCCCGCCGGGCAGGGUCAGGAGAGCCAGCUUCGCGGGGGCAGCGACGGGCCGGUCCCCCGGGAGGAGCUCACGCCGGCGGGAAUGAGUCAGGGUAAACAACAGUGCCACCAUGACAGACAAGAAAGAAACGCAAAGAAAUCUGUGGUCUCCAGUUCAAGUGAUUUCAGCGACCCAGUUUACAAAGAGAUUGCCGUCACCAAUGGUUACAUUAAUCGAAUGAGUAAGGAAGAGCUCCGAGCUAAGCUUUCAGAAUUCAAGCUUGAAACCAGGGGUGUGAAGGACGUUCUCAAGAAGCGUCUCAAGAACUACUACAAGAAGGAAAAGUUGACCCAGCAGCGGGAGGACAGCGAUGCCAGCAGCUACUAUGACUACAUCUGCGUCAUCGACUUCGAAGCCACCUGCGAGGAGGGCAACCCCCCCGAGUUCACUCAUGAGAUCAUCGAGUUCCCCAUUGUCUUACUGAACGCGCACACGCUGGAGAUCGAAGACACCUUCCAGCAGUAUGUGAGGCCGGAGAUUAACACACAGCUUUCUGACUUCUGCAUCAACCUCACAGGAAUUACACAGGAGAUAGUGGACCGAGCCGACACCUUCCCUCAGGUACUUCGGAACGUAGUGGACUGGAUGAGGCUGAAAGAGCUAGGGACAAAGUACAAGUACUCCAUCCUGACGGACGGUUCAUGGGAUAUGAGUAAGUUCCUGAAUAUUCAGUGUCAAAUCAGCAGGCUCAGAUACCCUUCUUUUGCCAAAAAGUGGAUCAAUAUUCGAAAGUCAUAUGGAAACUUUUACAAGGUUCCGAGGAAUCACACCAAGCUGACCGUCAUGCUUGAGAAGCUGGGCAUGAGCUACGACGGGCGGCCCCACAGCGGCCUGGACGACUCCAAGAACAUCGCCCGCAUUGCCGUGCGCAUGCUCCGGGACGGCUGUGAGCUGCGCGUCAACGAGAAGAUGCAGGGCGGCCAGCUCACCAGCGUGUCCUCCUCUGCGCCUGUAGAGGGCGCCCCUGCCCCACAGAUGCCCCAUUUCCGAAAUUAGCAGCUGAGGGUUUUUGCCUCCUGGAUGGCGACUCCCAGCUUGGGUUGCUACCAAAAGUUAACAGAUGGUCAAUUAUUCGUUCAGCUGAUUCUACAAUGCAAAAUGCAAGCACCUUAGACAUGUAAAAGUUUUAUUACAGGUAUAUAUGCAUAUAUGUGUAUUUUGUUGAACAAAUAUAUAUGUAUAUAUGUGUGUGUGUGUAUAUAUAUUUGUUGAACAAACAGCAGAUGGAGGGAGUUUUGGAAUUCAAUGCCACCAGCACUUUUAGUUCUCAAAGUAUUGUUAAACAGUCCUCAUGUACGUGUUUGUGUGUGAGCGUGUGUAUACAUUGUCGCACACACACAAACAUAUAUGUACAUUCCUUUUCGGAAGUGAGCUUGCCCAUUCGCGAAUACAAGGUUCCCAGUCUGCGUUCGGGUAGGCUCGUCCUUAGCCGACGUGCACUCCUUCCCCCGGGGAAGCGCCUCAUCCCCGGGCAUUCCUGCGUUCCCGUCUCAGCAUCUGACUCGGGUGCCCUGGACCCUGGGAAGGAAAGCCAAGGGCAGGAGUGAGAUGGCAGCCGCCCUCCGAUCGAUGCACGUGGCACAGUCACUCACCAGGGCACUGGUACAGUUAGAAGAGGUUCAGUCUCUAGGGGGGUGGUUGGGCAAAAUCAGGUCAGGUCACAGAUCUGAUGGAAAAUUUACUACUUAAUGCAGAUGAGUGACAAAUGGAAAGAAAAUGGAGUUUGGGGAAAAUCACAGAAAAUAUAACUUUGUUACCCUACAGUUUUUAUGAAGAUGAGGUUUUUAGGCCUUUUUUCCUCUGCCACACGGCGAUGGCCUGAAAGUUUGUGAAACUGAGUAAAUGAUAAGGAGAUAUGAGGCCUGCUAAACUGGAAUUAGUCUUAAAAAUCAAGCAUCGCCAUUCGUAUUCAGCACAGCCAGGAAGGAGAAUAAAGUGAGUAAUGUGCCCCACCCCAUUUGAUGUUUGUCGGAGAGUGAGGAACUCUUGGCAUGAGAAGGUCCUCAGAGAUGGCUGAGAGCAUCCCUCGUGCUGCAGGGAAGGAGGCUUGACCGCAUGACUUGUCAGUCCCCUCCAGCUCGCUCGCUGCAGCGUGUGAAAAGUGCGGUCACAGAUAGAGCGUUGAGUUGACCCCCACACGUUAAAAACCAGCUGAUGCUGAGACAGGAAGAGGUCAGUUCUUCACUCCAAAGAAAAAAGUCUAAAGGAGGACGAAGGAGGCUGUUUCACCUAGAGGCACGAACCUGGUUAGGUUGUAUUCAGACACUGUUCUUCUGACUGCUCUUCCUGGAGCCCAGCUUCUCUCGUGGUCUUCAUUUGAACAUGCUGGGCACCCUGUGUUGGGGGGCCUUAGCACCUGCAGAGCAGCGUGAGGGGGAGGAAGAGAGAUGCUCUGGCUGUUUGCAGGGUGGGUGCAUUUGCUCAGGGUUUGAUUGACCUACCCUACGUGAAGGAGUGUGCCCUUACGGCUUUCUUGAGUCUGCUGCAUUGUAUUAUGUUUUUAUUUUUAUUUUAACUUGAAAAUAUGCCCUUUAUUUAAAGGCCUCUGGGUACACAUGCAAGGGUGUACGUGAUGGUAUGUUUAUUCUUUUUGCCUUUGGGGUGGGGGCGUGCAGUUUCAGUAAAAGAUGGACAGAGGGGGUCGUGUUCCAGAAUGCAGAGCGGCGUACACUACGUUGCUUUAGAAAAGCCCCUGUGGAUCAGCUCUGAAAGCGGUUGGGUCUCAGUGUUGCCAGUUUGUUUCCUUUUCCUUCCGAGGCCCUUUUUUUUAGAAGGGACUCCCCCGAUUUUGGGGAUUCCUUUGUUUUUGCCUUGUUCAGAGCACUGACCCCUUUAAAGUCAUCGUGCUGUUACCACAUGCGCCUCUCCCGGGGGCUGCAGCAGGUCAUGCCGUGUCUCUGCUUUGCCGGCCAAGGCACGUAUUGAUCUAGUUUGGACACCGUGCGCCCUCCCAGCCUCUCGUGGAGCUGCUGUUCUGCGGAGUGAGCGCCCACCUGUCCCGAGUGGGGGAGGCCGGCGCUACGGGAGUUCUCGAGUCCGUUCUGUUCCGUGGCGUGAGGGGGCAUCCCUUCCUUCUCACUGGCCGCUCUCAGACUGACCCCUUUCCAGUGUCCAGGCACGCGCCUGAGAAGCAUUCCACAGGUGGCCCUUGCUGCGAUUCUCCUCCGAGUCAUCUCUGAUUGACAGUACUUGAAACGCCUGUUUUUCCUGGGGUCUGUCACACCAGCGGUUUUUGACUUUUCUGUUUGGUUCAAGCCAGAAAUCGCUGCAAGCACCAAGCAGCCUGCUGGUAUGGUUUGUCUGUGGGGCCCUUUGGCCAGAGCCCCACACCAGGUAUUUUACGGACUUGUGCUUCUGUUACCUUCUCCGCGACCAAAGUGCCUAAAGAGAGCAGGAACGGGUGGCUCAAGCGAAGGGGGCCCUCGGGAGCCAGCCCGAUGUCGGCUGCGAGAAUCCCCAGCGGGUCCGAUGAUGGUGAGAGUGGCGGCAGCGCCUCGCAGCCCACAGUGGGAGGACGCCGGCCGGGGCUUCCGAGGAAGGGGCUCAGUGGUGAGGGGAAGCGGUGUGACCAAAGACCUCACCGACCACCACCGUGUGCUCUGCGCUAGCUGCUUUCUCAGGUUUGUCUUUGAUCUGUGGAAGUGUUGCUGUUAUCUUUGGGGUGGGGUGAUGAGUGGAACCCCUGCAUUGUGUGCUUUGUUCUGAAAUAAAAUCACACACCUUUUGCUAUG
Molecule: messenger RNA, 3992 nt
Organism: Phascolarctos cinereus (koala)
Lineage: Eukaryota; Metazoa; Chordata; Mammalia; Diprotodontia; Phascolarctidae
Gene: ERI1
Product: exoribonuclease 1
Cellular component (GO): nucleolus; cytoplasm
Molecular function (GO): 3'-5'-RNA exonuclease activity; nucleic acid binding
Source: RefSeq, a predicted model, not a curated record